Effrenium voratum is the source of this 3531-nucleotide messenger RNA. Lineage: Eukaryota; Dinophyceae; Suessiales; Symbiodiniaceae. The record is from the annotation of a GenBank genome assembly.
AUGGAGGAGGUGAAGCGCCCGGUCUUUGGGGCGGAGGCGGAGCGCAUUGGCACGCGUCUGGAUGAGGCCACCGACGAGUUCCUGAAGGAGACGAAGAGCUGCCGGGCGCUGCAGAUCCCGCCGGGCCAGGAUCAGCUCACGGCCAUGGAGUACGUGGCUUACUUGGGCAUCAACCUACAGUUGGAGCCGGAACUCUCUUGGGUGGCUCGCGAGAUGCUGGCGGCUCCGAUGCCCCCCCAGGCAGAGAUCAAGGUGAGCAAGGCCGGCGUGUGCUACUUCCACGACCUCAUCAAUGAUUACUACACCAUCGAGCACCCUUUGACGCAGAGGUACUUGAAGGUUUUGGAGCGUCAGCGCUUGGACCUGCUCUGCCUCCGCACCAAGCCGUCUGUGAACGGCUUGCUCUUUUCACAGCCGGACAUGCUCUUCAACAAGCAGUUCCGAAACCUGCAGAUCCCCUGCCAGUCCUGCGGGGUGAUGCAGUCCACACUCAAGUGCAACCAGUGCCUCAUGUCCUUCUGCCAGUCCUGCGCAGAUGCCCUGCACAAGAACGCGCUGGGCCCCAGGUUCGAGGAGCUCCUCAGCCACUACACGGCGCAAGGGUACAAGAAGAAGGAUGUGCAGAAGUACUGGGACCAGGACUGCGUGCCGGUGAGGAAGAAGGCCACCAAGGCCAAGGCCAAAGCGGAGCCCAAGGCCAAGGCGAAGGCCAAGGCCGAGCCAAAGGCGAAGGUGAAGGCGAAGGCCACGCCCUCGCUGCGGGGUGCUGGAGCCGAGGCCCUGGUCCCGGGCCCGGGUGGACCCAGCGGGCGCCUGCCGCGAGCGCGGGCGGUGCUGCGGGACAUGAAGAGGAGGGAGCUGGACUGGCGCAUCGGGGCCAUUGUGUACCAGAUUUACGUGGACCGCUUCGCUCCCAGCGCGAACUUCGAGGCGAAGAAGAGUCUGUACCCCUCCGAGGGGACCUUCCACAGCUGGACGGACCUGCCCAAGGGGGGCUCGCUGGUGGAGUCAGUGGGCUACUAUAGCAACGAGCUGGCCUUUUGGGGUGGGGACCUGCCCAGCUUGAGCGGCAAGCUGGACUACCUCACCGACCUAGGGGUGGAUGUGGUGUACUUGCAGCCGAUCACUGAGAGCUACUCCAAUCACAAGUACGAUGCCACGGACUACAAAGUUCUGGACAAGCAGUACGGCACAGAUGAGGACUUUAAGCAGCUGGUGGACACGCUCCAUGACAAGGGCAUGAAGCUGGUCCUUGACUUCGUGUUUAACCAUUGUGGCAAGCGCGCCGGCAUUGUGCAGGAGGCGCUGGCAGACAAGGCCUCCCCAAGGCGGAGUUUCUUCUUCAUGGGCGAUGAGUACAAGCACGGCUUCAAGGUGUGGGGCUGCGCGCCAUCCUUGGUUGAGUUGGCGCUGGAGAACAAGGAGCUGCAGGGCUACCUUUGGAACGACAAGGACUCCGCCCUCGCCAGCUGGCUCCAGAAGGGCGCCGACGGCGCGCGCCUGGACGUGGCCUCCGAGAUUGGUCUGGAGUUGCUGUCCUCCAUUACUCGCGCGGCGCACCGGCACAAGCGCGACAGCCUCGUGGUAGGCGAGGUCUGGGCGUAUUCGCCGCACUGGACCUCCGCCAUGGACGCUGUGAUGAGUUUACACUCAGGGGUGCUCAUCUACGGCCUGGCGGAGGGCACUUUGCCUGGGCCCUCGGCGGCCCAGAGCCUGAUGCGGAUGAUCCAGGACUCCUCCAUGGACGAGGUGCUGAAGUGCUGGAUUGUGGUCAGCAACCACGACAUGCCGCGCUUGGCCCACCGGCUUCCGGAUCUCAAGGCGCGGAAGUUCGCGCAGGUGCUGCAGUUCACAUGGCCUGGGUGCCCUCUGGUCUACUACGGGGACGAGCUGGGCCUAGAGGGCGCAGAUGACCCCUACAACCGCGCGCCCAUGCCCUGGGAUCGCCUGGAGGGCAAUGAGAUGCUGGCCCACACGAAGAUGCUGAUUGGGCUGCGCAAGAAGCACCGGGCCCUGCGAAUCGGCAACUACCGGGACCUGUUCACCUCGAAGCUCAUGGCCUUCAUUCGCACCACUGACCGGGUCUCGGACACGGUCAUCGUGCUGGCCAACCCCACCGACGAAAUGGUGAAGGAGAUGGUGGUGGUGCAUGUGCCCUCGAUCCUGGGCCACACGCUCUUCAAGGACGAGCUGAGUGGGGAGGAGCUGCGGCUGCUGGGCUCCACGCUGACGGUGGAGGUGAAGCCCAAGACGGUGCGCAUCUUCACCAUGGUGAACGAGCAGGGCAACCCCAGCGGGGACCAAUACAAGCGCAGCUGGGGCCACUGGUGCUCCUUCGAGAGCGAGGAGAAAGAUGGGCCAAUGGUUGGCCAGAAGGUCAAGGGCGCGGUCCUCGUUGUUUUGCUUUCCAACGGAAUGGAGCAGUGGAGAAGGAAGAACCACACCUUUCUGACCACGGCCUGCGGCAGCCUUUGCUCCACCUGCGCGGUGAAGAAGCCCCAGGUCUUCUGCGCCAACUGCGAGGACUACUUCUGCUUCAAGUGCUUCGAGGACAUGCACCGCCGGGGCAAUCGGCUUCAACACAAGUCCAUGCUUGUGAGCGUCUCCGAUGGAGACGUCAUCGAGCCCCAGAAGCGCUGCGAGGAGUGCGAGGACCGGCCAGCGGCCUUUGCGUGCGACUACUGCCUGGACAACUACUGCGUGCAGUGCUUCUGGAAGUGCCACUUCAAUGGGCAUCGACGGCAGCACACGGCCUCCAAGGUUGCGGUGGUGCCCAUGUGCAACCAGUGCCAGAACGUGCGCGCCACCAUCUUCUCGGAGCAGACCCAGGAGCUCAUGUGCACGGAAUGCUUCACGAUGCUCCACGCCAAGGGCAACCGAAUGCUGCACCUCUUCAUGGAUGCCAUGGACCUGCUGGUCCUGCUGGAGCGGUUGGACCCAGCCUUCCAGGAGCACAUGCGCCGUGCGCGUCCCCGAGUGUUGUGGGCGCUCAGCCAGCUGCAAGGCUGGGUGAAGGGAAUCGAGGCCAGGCGCAACUUCAAGAAGCGCAAGGACGUGGUCCUCAUGAUCCAGCGCCGCUGGCGUGGAGUGCUUACACGGCGCCGGCUCCUGGGCAUGCUGCACAUGCACAAAUGGCGCAGGCGUCAGGUGAACAACUACUUCCUGCCCAAGACGGCGGCGGAGCGGCGCGCGGUGAAGCAGAAGACCACAGCCAUGCUGGCGGCCAAGGACGUAACCACCCGCGCGGCGAACCAGUCGCUGCGGGAGCUGCGGUCCACGAUCCUGGCCACGGCGGCGGCGGACCCGCUGGAAGACGCCCAGAUGACCAGGGACCAGAUGGAGGUGCUCCCCGGAGCCGCGGAGACCACGGGCCUGGCCCCAGGUGUGUCGGCCUACACAAGCUACGAGCAAAGCUCCCGCUUCAACGGCGCGCUCACCUACCCCUCCGGCUCGCAGGCGCAAGACCUGUCCAAGAAGGACAUCCGCAGCACGCGCGACAGCACCCUUCGACAGAUCACCCGCUUGGACUGA